AUGUUUUUAUGUAGAAGACCUCAACUUCUUGCUACAUGGCUUCUCUUAAUUCUCUUCAUAUUAGCUCAUUCUCAUGCCUCAAGAACCACAACUAAUGUCUUCAAAGUGAACCCCAAAUCUCAACACCAAGGGAACUUUUUUGGAUCCUUGCCAAAAAGGAUGCAUAUACCAUACUCAACUCCUUCAAGGAAACACAAUGACAUUGGAUUAAGAAGUUGGAGAUCACCAUGA
Molecule: messenger RNA, 231 nt
Organism: Lathyrus sativus (Indian pea)
Lineage: Eukaryota; Viridiplantae; Streptophyta; Magnoliopsida; Fabales; Fabaceae
Source: the annotation of a GenBank genome assembly